Onthophagus taurus is the source of this 996-nucleotide messenger RNA. Its product is annotated as zinc finger MYM-type protein 1-like. The record is from RefSeq and is a predicted model, not a curated record. NCBI's taxonomy places the organism in Eukaryota, Metazoa, Arthropoda, Insecta, Coleoptera, Scarabaeidae.
AUGAAGAUACCAAUUGAAAAAUGUAUUGGUCAAGGAUACGACGGAGCAAAUGUAAUGAGUGGUAUAUACAAUGGUCUGCAACAAAAAAUAAAGAACAUUCAACAAAAUGCAGAGUACGUUCAUUGUGCAAGCCAUAAUUUAAAUCUUGUCAUAAAAGAUGCAAUAGAGAAAAAUAAAGAUGUGUCCGCAUUUUUCGUUACACUCCAAGAAAUAUAUUCAUUUUUUGGAAAUUCUAUUAAUAGAUGGGAUUUGCUUUCAAAGUUCACAGGCGAAUCAAAUGUAACUUUAAAAAAAUUAAAUCCUACUCGAUGGUCUGGAAGAUUGACUUCUCUACUAGCUGUGAAACUACGUUAUUUAGAUAUUAUAAAAUCUUUAACACACUUGAUGUUGACAGAGAAAAAAGAAAUUCGUGAUGAAGCUCAAAACAUAAAAGAUAGAAUGGAAAAAUUUGAGUUUAUUUUUAUGUGCGUCUUUUUGCAUAAAAUUCUAGCAGAAAUUAAUUUAGCUUCAAAAGUUCUACAAAAGAAAAAUGUAGAUUUAGAUGAAGCCAAAACUGUUUUGAACCAAGCUUAUAAUAAAGUUUCAGAAAGUAGAUCAAAAUUUACUGAAAUAAAAGGUGAGGCUGCAGAAAUUGCAAGAACUUGGAAUGUUCCCCUUGAGUUUCAAAAGAAACGACAGCCUAAAGUGAAACACCAUUUUGAUGAAUUGGCGAAAAAUUAUCACUUUUCUUCAAGAGAAGAUAUGUUUAGAGUUGGAAUAUUUAAUGUUGUCAUAGAUACUAUUUCACAUCAACUACAUGAAAGAUUUAAAAGCAUGGAAAAAUUAAGAAAUUAUUUUGGAUUUCUGGAUCCACAAAGAUUAUCAACGUUAAAAGACAAAGAUAUUUUAAAAGAAUGUGAAAAAUUACAAAAGAAGUAUUCAACUUUUUUAAGUGAACAAUUUUCAUUGCAAUUUAUACAAGUUAAAAGAAUUGCAAAGUGUAAAAGAUUUUGCUAA